Messenger RNA from Oncorhynchus mykiss (rainbow trout), 4912 nucleotides. The record is from RefSeq and is a predicted model, not a curated record. Lineage: Eukaryota; Metazoa; Chordata; Actinopteri; Salmoniformes; Salmonidae.
AUUGGCUAGCAGAAGGGUUUGUGUUUCUCUCAAGAUAUGCUUGAGUCAUAAAACUUCCACGAGACCGAGGACAGAGGGAUUUAUUUUUUUGAGUGGAACACAAACAGGCCUGUCCUUAAAGCUGUUCGCCUGUCAAUGCCAGGGAAGCAGCCACAUUGAAUGAGGUUUCAGUCUCACAUGGGCAAGAUGGACAGAUCAUAACAGGACAUUACUUGAAAGGUGCAGAUUUGAUUUCGUAAUGACAAGCUGCUGUGCAGAAGAUGUCCACACUGGCUGGGACUGAUAUCACAUGUUUGUCAUGGUGAAGUGUUCGACGGGGCCCCAGAGCUGCAACUGGACUGCCUCUGCAGUGGUGACAACCACAGCAGUGCAGCAAUGAAGCAUGAGGGCAACCUCCUCCCCCUGGAACCACCCCACCAUGCAGGGUUUUCCAGCCCCCCCCAGAAAGGGCCUUCCUCACUAGCUGAGAAGAGCAGCCCACUGCUCAUGGACCCCAGCAACAUCAAGGCCGACCCCGCCGGCGACAUGCCUGCCAACACAGAGGGUCAGCCGGUGAAGAGGAAGAAGGGUCCAGCCCCCAAGAUGCUGGGGAACGAGGUGUGCAGCGUGUGCGGGGACAAGGCCUCGGGCUUCCACUACAACGUGCUGAGCUGCGAGGGCUGCAAGGGCUUCUUCCGCCGCAGCGUCAUCAAGAGUGCCCAGUACUCGUGCAAGAACAACGGCCGCUGUGAGAUGGACAUGUACAUGCGCCGCAAGUGCCAGCAGUGCCGGCUGCGCAAGUGCCGCGAGGCGGGCAUGCUGGAGCAAUGCGUUCUCUCAGAGGAGCAGAUCCGAGGGAAGAAAAUGAAGAAGAACGAGGAAGAGACUGCACGCACGUCUGCCGUGGUGACCCCCACCCCGGUGCCGGAGGUGGUCCCGCUGGAGCCCGAGCAGCUGGAGAUGAUCGAGAAGCUGGUGGCCAUGCAGAAGCAGUGCAACAAGCGCUCGUUCAUCGACCGGCCCAAAGUCACGGUGAUUCCGUGGCCCCAGAGUCAGGACCCCCAGAACAGGGAGGUACGGCAGCAGCGCUUUGCCCACUUCACCGAGCUGGCCAUCAUGUCGGUCCAGGAGAUAGUGGACUUUGCCAAGCAGUUGCCUGGCUUCCUAGAGCUCACCAGAGAGGACCAGAUUGCGCUGCUGAAGACCUCAACCAUUGAGAUUAUGCUGCUGGAAACAUCGCGGAGAUAUAACCCUGCCAUUGAGAGCAUCACGUUCCUGAAGGACUUCAGUUAUAACAAGGAGGAUUUUGCCAAAGCAGGGCUGCAGUUGGAGUUUAUCAACCCCAUCUUUGAGUUCUCCAAGGGCAUGAAUGACCUGCAUCUGGACGAGGCGGAGUACGCUCUGCUCAUCGCCAUCAACAUCUUCUCUGCAGGUCAGAGGUCAAGUGACCGGCCCAAUGUGCAGGACCAUGAACUGGUGGAGCGACUGCAGCAGCCGUAUGUGAACGCACUUCGUUCUUACAUCAUGAUAAAGAGACCAAACGAUCAUCUGAUGUUUCCACGCAUGCUCAUGAAGCUGGUCAGCCUCCGCACCCUCAGCAGCGUCCACUCUGAGCAGGUCUUUGCCCUGCGCCUCCAGGACAAGAAGCUCCCGCCGCUGCUGUCUGAAAUCUGGGACGUCCACGAGUGACUCCAGCCGACACCCUCGCGGAACUCUGCCGCGCUCCGCAAACCUGCGUACUGGGACGGACAGAAACAUUGGGUUUGUCUUUCGAGUGUCUCGAAAAAAAGACUUGAGAAUGAUGCCUCCCAGGAUACCCAAACACGACGGAUCAAACCUACAGAUCGGUUGCCAGAUUGAAUCAGUUGCCAGAUUGGAGGAACUUUUUUCUUUAUCUUCUAUGCAGUUUGGGGGGGUAGUGAUGGCACUCUGUCCUGCAGACUGGGACACUAAUCUCAUGGGGAGGUUGGGGCAAAGAAAUAGAAUUACCAAUUUAUAUUCAUUCUAUUUCUAUGGGUUGAGGAUUGUGCACACCUGAUUUCUCUCCCUCGCCCAUUUCGUAAUUGAAGGUGAGACGGGCUUGUGGUGAGAUUGUGCUGCCAUGGUCAGUGUGGCUCAGACUUGCUAGCCAGUGUUCACUUACAUCUACUGAUAUCUGUUGAUGGUCUCGUGAUCGGCCUAUCUAUAACGACAAUUGCCAUGAAGCUUUGAGAAGGUUUUGGCAAUGCCCCCUCCCCCCUCUCCAGAUCCACAUAAUGGAUGAUAACCCCAAAGUGAAAAUAAACAGAAAAAUACAUGUUACAUGUGUUGCAAUGGGAUAGGAUACAGGGGUAUCCUAACUGCUGCCCAAUGUUAAGCAAUGUGUCUUAUUGGUGUCCACUGUCCAGAUGACUGGUAGGUCACCUGCUUGAUUAUUGUUGUGAUUUAGCAGUUUAAUAGUCAGCCAUCUGAUUUGUUCUCCUCUCGGUGAAGGAACAAGAAAGCAAUUCUGAUUGGUGUUGAAUUGUUUAAGGUAAAGUGAUUGGAAGUGUUGGUAUAGAGAUGCGUAGCCUACCACUUUCAAGUGCAGGACCCCCGCCAACCAUUUUGUAAAUGCACUCAAACAUUGAUUUACAUGUACAAAGUAUAUAUUAAUAUGACAAAAUAUAUAUAUUUAGUAUGCCCACUAGUGAAGACAUCCAUACAAAAUUACUUGUACAAUCACUCACUUACGCACAAGCAAGCAGCCAAUUGUUUUUAUUUUUAUGUAAAAGCAUCACUGGAUAUGUGAGGGCCAAGCUGAAGCCUUAUACACUGGAACAACUUCAAUGCUACGUUAGGCCAGGGAUAGGCUUCUUUGAUGCAGCUGGGGGCACAAAAAAACGGAACUCCACAUGCAGUGAGUAUGCGUACGCACAAUCUCCCCCGCCUACCUUGCGAGCAAAACAUUUUAGCUACCCCCCCCACCCCCCCGUGACAGAAGAGAACAAAUGUUGAGUUUUACAGCUCAUUUCCUGGAAUUCUACACAAUUUUGCCAUAGGCUGGAGGAAAAUGUUUGCGGUUUUUAAUAACUGAUGGUCAAUGGGCCCCACACUGGUCGGUAAUUUGACCAUGCUUACUACAAGUUUAUAUAGCUGGCCGCUAGACUAACUUAACAAUUUAGCUGACAUGAGCUAAUUGACUGCGGAUGCACAACCAAAUUUCAAAAUUUCACAUAGAAUAUACAAACUCUCAACAGUAAGUUGAGGCCCUGACUGAAAUUAGUCCGAGGGGUCCACCAGUUGCACAUCCCUGGUCUAGUUGUAUGUACUCUCCUCCCUUCCCCCAAAUCAGCAUGGUUCCAGACAUCUGAGUGGCAAUUUCAUCCAGAUGUCGAAAAUGUGCUUUGCCCAUCCCACAAUAGUUGGAAUAGCAAAAUAAGUUCAAUUGCGCUCCUUGUGUGGGCACUGCAGUACUUUCUGCAACGGUAACAAUUUUGGGUUACACUAUACACCCCCCCCCCCCAUGAUGCUGUUUCUAUCACAGUCCUUUGUAUGAUGAUGACUUUGCUAAUGUGACAUUUAUGAAAACAAACGUUCAGAAAGAAUUGGAGAAGGAAAGCUUUUCUUUUUGUUGAUGUGAUUUCUGAUUGACAGACUUUUUUUUUUUUUGUCCAUUACUGACCCCACUUUACAACUCAGAUCAGUGUGAAAUAGAGGAGAGUUGAGGACUCCAAGACAAAAUGGGGGAGAUUUAUCAUAACAGUUGCACAAUAUGUCAAAGUAGCACAGCGAUAAGGGAGUAAGCUAUAUGGAGCUUUCAGUUAGGAGAAGAAAAUCAAUGCAAUUAUUUAACAAAUAUGUGUAAUAUUAGGGUUGGUGGUUUUCUAUUUGUAGUUUGUCAACCAUCAGGUUUUUAUGGCUAUUUGUUUUAUUUAGUUGGGUUGAUAUUGAGAUGGAUUGUCUUUGAUGGAGCUGACUCAUAGCCUGAAGAUGGUUCUUCUACACACUAUUCAAAGGGUUUGCUCUUCCCUGAGCAUGCGUGUGUGGAGACAUCUAUUUUGAAUUGCUCUUGAGACUUAAAUUGCAAAACCAUAUUAUCCCAGUUUUCAUAUUUUUCCUUUCAAUAUGUAACUCAUACCAGCAAAUGAUUGUCUACAUUGAAAUUACAUCAUAAAUCACAUACAAGGUAUGAAAGUCUAAAUUAUGUUUUCAGAUGUUUAGAAUACACAAUGUUAAUUAUUGUUAAUACUGUAGGUAACUCAAAGUUGACUGUAAUAGCAUUUACAACCUUCUGAUGUGCAGAACUCAUUUAAUCCCUUCUCUACAUCUUAAAGGGUGACGCUGUAAACCAUAUUGACAUAGAAAUGCAAACCUAUUUGAAUAUUUUUUUUUAACACUUGAAGACCAUGCAUAUUCUGCUUUAUAUGUAUAAAUUAAAACCUGACAGAUAUUGUAGCCUAUUGCCAGAUUAUAUAUUUGUGUACGAACUGAAACCAAAAACCACUAAUUUUCCAGAAUGUUUUUUUUUGUUUGUUUGUUUUUUUUGAUUUAUUACAAUUUCAAAGUGAUUUGAGUUAUGCUUAUUCAAAAUAAAUGCUUUAUUGUAAUUAGUUCUCUUAAAUAUCACGGCCAGUAAAAUAUGUUUUGUAUUUAUUUACCCACAUUGGUUUGGGUGUUCUGUUGUCAAAUAGAGCAGUCAACAGGUUAUGGCUAUUUAUUCAUUUUUAUCAAAAGUGCUUGUAAAAUACAGAAUGAAUUUGGGCAACUUGGAAUCUCUACCUUGGUAUUUUACUGCAUUGACAAGUAUUUACUUUUAUUACACAGCGGGCUUCAUGCAAUUAUAGUUUCUAGUCUUUUCAGGGUCUAUUUUCUGGUCAUUUAAAUGAUAUGCUUAGUGACAAUUCCCAAAUAUACUGAACAAAAAUAUUAAUGCAACAUGUAAAGAGCUGAAAUAAACGAUCCCAGCAAUGUU